Molecule: messenger RNA, 3105 nt
Organism: Plasmodium inui San Antonio 1
Lineage: Eukaryota; Apicomplexa; Aconoidasida; Haemosporida; Plasmodiidae
Exons: 15
Coding region: 1-3105 (1034 amino acids)
Source: RefSeq, a predicted model, not a curated record
AUGCAAUAUCUGCUUUUGCUGUUCCUGCUUCUGUGCGCAAAGGGGCUUCUAAGGAACAAAGAACCCACAACAUCCAUCACCCCCUACCACUUGGACUUACACGAGGGGGAUGGGGACAAAUCGGAUGACACACCCAAUGGUGACCCCUUCUCCCCCCAAACAGAAACCCCACUCGAGGGGGACGCAGAACAACUAAGUAACUAUGGAAGCGAAGCGGAGUUCUCUUCGACAAACCUCCCAUCAGAGGUGAGUUUCCUCCAGGAGUGCACAAUUAACAGUUGCCUGAAUGUGGACAAGGAUGAGGCAGGCGGAGUGGCGGCGACUGAUGAGAUUGCCGGAGGGAAGCUCAGCGAUACGGUAAGCGCUGCGGCAAUCAAUGAGAAGAAGGACAAACCGAGCAGCGAACCGAAGAGCGAACCGCAGGGACCCCCCCCAAAAGAACAACAGAGUAUUCAAGAAACGAACCGACCAAAGGAAAAUCAGAGGAAGGACAACACACCUCUUAACAUGGGUGCCACAAAAGACGACGAUGAGAAUUGCGCCCCGGGAGGGAAUACGGAGACGAAAGAGGAGGGGAAAAAGAUCGUGAGGGGGGCCAUUGAAACGGAAGUUCAGGUGGAAGGGAAGGCGCAUCAACGAAGUGAAGGUGAAAAGGGAGGAAAAACCGUAAGUCAAACCGACGCCCAAACGGCAGGCCAAAAAGACGCCAAUGCAGCGAAACAAAGUGACGCCCAAGCGGCAGGCGGAAAGGACGCCAAAGCAACGGAACUAAGUGACGCCCAAAACGCAAACCAAAGGGCCUCCCAAGGAGAAAAGGAUCACCUGCAGGAGAAAGAAGACGAAGAAGAAAAGGAAGACGAUAUAGAGGAUGCAAACGAAGAGGAGGAUGCAAAGAAGGAAGAGGAUGAGGACGAUGCAGAGGAUGAAGAAGAAAAGGACGAUGAGGAGGAGACGCAAGGAGGAAACAAAACUAAGAGUAAUCACCAAGGGGCGACGAAAAUGGAGGGUUCGAAAAGCACUGAUAAUACUGUGAUGGCAGAAAAAAAAGUGGACUCAAAUCAGGACGGUUCGAAAAGCACUGAUAAUACUGUGAUGGCUAAAAAAAAAGUGGACUCAAAAAAGGAAAAUGCUUCAAAUGGAGGAGAAGACAAGAGGGGAUUGCCACCUGGUACCAAUACGAACGGUGAAGAAGAAACCAAAGCGGAGGCUCAAAAGAGCACCACCACGAUUGUCGUGGAGGAAAAAACAGAGAUUCCCAUCGAUAGCCCAACACAGAUAAGUGACGCAAAGACGAGUGUAAAGCCCAAUAGCGACACAAAUGGGGACCAGGCAAAAAUAGUUCCUCCAAAGAAAGACAACAACCAUGGGGUAGAGAUGAAGGGGGGCCCGUCCAAAGGUGGAAAUCCGGAGGAGGGAAAAGGAUUCCCAAAGAACAACAACAUGCAAAGUGCAAAGGAUAUGAAAGGGGACAUGGCCAAAGAAAACCCAGCGGGCGAAAAAAGUGAAGAUAAAGGAGGUAACAAACAGCAAACAGAGAGUAAGGAUAAGGAGGAGCCACACGGGGAGGAAAAUGCAGGCGAAACGAAAGAAAAAAGGAGUCAUGGUGACGCUGAUGCUCAUGCUGAUGGUCAUGCCUAUGAUGAUGACGAUAGUGAUGCCGAGGGUGAUGACGAUGCAGAGGGUGGGGAAGAUGAGGAAGAGGGCGAGGAGACGGACAAAGGAGGGAAAGGACGCAUAGGCAAGAAUGAAAUCCCACCCGGGGAUAGCGUUGAAGAAAACCCCCCCCAAGGGGGGAGACCUGAAGGGGGCGCAGCAACUAAUUCAGAUAUACACACAGGUGAGGCUCUCCAAAAGGGUAAACAUCGGAAGAACGAAGAAUCACAUGGAGGAGCCAAUCCACACGAGGUAGUCCCCCCCACUGAGGAAGCCUCCAUUGGAAAGAAGAGCACAUUGGAGAAGGUAUCACCACCCCCAGCUGUUGCUUCCCAGUUGAACCAGCAGCAGGAUCAAACGCAGAGCCAAACGCAGGGCCAAAAGCAGAACGAAAGACGAAGCAAAACAGGAGGAAAGAAUUACGAAUCCAGCAUGUACACACUGGACAAAAAAAUGCACAAAAAUCUGUCCAACGUUGAUGUCAUUUUGCAUGGGCUGAAGGACAAGUUGAAUCGCCACAAGGAUUUGAAAAACCGAGAACUCAAGCUAAAGUUCGAAGCCAUGGGCAGGAUCAAGGAGUACAAAUUGUACAAGGACCUCAUACAGCAGGCGGUGGAGAUAGUGACCCUGCGACUGAUGAAGAUCAAUGAAGAUUUAAGAAAGUUGAAACACUCAUCGGAUGUAGCGCUGCAAAAAUAUAUUAACGAGAAUGGCUACCAAUUGGUGAAUUUCUCCGACUCAACAAAAUACGACUCACGGAAUGGAGAGAAAGCGCAAGAAGAGAAGGUAUCCAGCGGAACCAAUCACAGAGGAGAUGAAAAGAAGAACAAGUUGUUCUGUCCAAUGGAUUGCAUCAGAAAGAGCUGCCACAACAAGCCGAAUCACCCAACUCAGUGCUACAAAUUAGAGCAGAGAGGAAGUCAAAUUCAAAAAAUCUGCGAGCCGUUUUCGGACCUGCACAGCGGCACAUGUCCACCUGACUUCCACCACUGUGCCAUAGCUGAGCCGGAGAGGAACAAAAAAUAUUCUAUUUUUGCCUCGGGGGAACGCGGACAGACACCUCAAUUUAUCAGCAUUCGAGGAUAUAACUUGCACGAAUGUCUGCAGAUGCUCGUUGUCAAUAAGGGAUCCAUGUGCUCCCCAAGCACCAUCGAAAAAAACAUUUUGGAGUCCCAAGACAUCCUGCUCGAGCCUGUCUUCACCAAGUUGCUCCACAACGAGAUUCUCCUGGAGAACAUCAAGAUAAACACCCCCGGAGAGUAUAACAUCUGCCUGGCGCAGUUCUACCAUCAACCGGAUGGGGAGGAUCUGCUCACUGAGAAUGGCUCCAACAGGAGCGGCAAGCCGAGCAAGCCGGGCAAGGCGAAUAAGGCGCGGAAGAACGACAUACGAAUCUUGGGCAUCGAUACGAUAGGAACCUUGUACGUCCUACCGCUUCCCUCGAGCAAGUAG